Candidula unifasciata is the source of this 494-nucleotide messenger RNA. NCBI's taxonomy places the organism in Eukaryota, Metazoa, Mollusca, Gastropoda, Stylommatophora, Geomitridae. The record is from the annotation of a GenBank genome assembly.
AUGGUCACAGUUCUACUGAUGUUGCUGUCCUGGACUGCAGGAAUCAAACUCCUCUCCACCAGGCCAUUAGGCCGAAUGUUCCAGCGAGAAUAUCCGACCCUCUGCCUUUCGAGGAGACACGCAGCCACUUUAACCUGGCAGACUACACCACCAACAAGUCAACCUCAUUGAAAGCGGCCGAUUACUCAAGAUUUUCAGACAGUAGAUCCAUUGAAAUUAUGCCCCUUUCAGCGGUUGCUGGCUCAAGGUUGUCGAGGGAUGAAACGGUGAAACCUCGUGAUCGUAUUGAACUCCCAAAGCCAGCAGGUGUGACUACGCCUAGAAACAAUCGUGUGCCAGGAAUGUCGGUUGUGGCUUUAAAGGAAGAUAUGUUGGCCAGCGCCAUGUCCACAUUCCAAAUGGCCAAGAAAGCAGCAGAGAUAUUGAACCCAGACCCACUAAACAGGAAUCCCAGAAAGCUAGCCAGCAAGAGGCACAUCUUCAUCACCGACUAG